Messenger RNA from Acanthosepion pharaonis, 603 nucleotides. Lineage: Eukaryota; Metazoa; Mollusca; Cephalopoda; Sepiida; Sepiidae. The record is from the annotation of a GenBank genome assembly.
AUGAAUAGUGAUUUCCUUUCAGCGAAAUACCCAGCCAUUUCCUCCCCUUCCCAUCAGAUCGGUCUGGGGAGAUCGAUACACUGCUGUUCGGAUCAAGAAUUCACAACGUGGCGAAUAGUGGUGGUUCCUUCAGUUCACCGGAUGAAGAUCGGGUGGGUUUCGUUUUUCGGCCAGAACCACCGGAGAGACAGGACUGAACUGCAACAGGCAGGGGUAUUACUCAAUAUCUAUCUAGUCAAUAUCUAUCUAUCUAUAUCAAUCUAUCUAUCUAUCUAUCUAUCUAUCUAUCUAUCUAUCUAUGUCAAUCAAUAUCUAUCUAUCUAUCUAUGUCAAGUCAAUAUCUAUCUAUCUAUCUAUCUAUUCUAUCUAUCUAUCUAUCUAUCUAUCUAUCUUAAAAUUCAAGUCAAUAUCUAUCUAUCUAUCUAUCUAUCUAUCUAUCUAUGUCAUCUAUCAAUAUCUAGCAUCUAUCUAUCUAUCUAUCUAUCUAUCUAUCUAUCUAUCUAUCUAUCUAUGCCAAGUCAAUAUCUCCCUAUCUAUGCCAAGUCAAUAUCUAUCUAUAUAUCUAUGUCAAGUCAAUAUCUAUCUAUCUAUAUAUCUAUCUAA